AUCCGUUCGAGGCUGAUCCUCCAAAAUCGGAACUUGGUGCCAUGGCCACCAUCCAGGAUGAGCUUUUUCGACAUCCGCAGGUUCAAGCCUCCCUCCGCAAUGCUGGUGAGAAGGCCCUGAAUGAUCCACAAGUGCAAAGCGCUCUGGUCCAAGCUGCCCAGGAGCAUGGGCCAGAGUUGGCCGCUUUAGUGAGAGACCAGGUCAGCACUUGGGCUACGGACCCAGAGGUGCAGAAACGUGCCAAGCACUAUGCGAGCGAGGCCGCCAAGGCUGCGGGCCAGGUGAUUUCAAGAGCUGGACAGAUGUUUGCUGAUCAGAUUGCCCAGGGCCCUGCGGGGCUGCGGGUCUUGGCUUUUUGCGCUGGUGGCACCUCAUUGGCGUGCUGUGUGCUGGAGAUGCUCCACGUGGAAAGUGUUUUAAUGGGCCCUUCAAGAUAUAUCCUGAGUGGCUUCCAGGGCAUUUUCGCCGUCAGGACGAUGCUCUUUGAGAUGCCAGCGGAUUGGGUGGCCAUGGUGCCAGGGGUCACUCACUAUCAGGAUUUGAUCAUGGACGAGGCACGCUUCAUGACUCGCGCUGGAGGCCGUGGUCUUUUCUACAUCUUCCAGGGUGCGAUUUGGGCAUGUUUCGCCUCCUUGCUCUCUGUGGUACACCUGGCAGCAGCUGCUGCCAUGCUCCUGGUGGGCACGCUCCAUGUGUUGAUGCAGUUUGGUAUCAUGCCACAAAAUGUGGCGCAAAAGAUACGGGAGAAGACCGGCUACGACCCCGUGCCGCAGCACGAGUAGGAGAGUGGACCGAGAGUGGACCGAGAGUGGACCGGUCAUAUCCAUUGGAAAUGGCCAAUAGCUACGUUCGGUUCGCGCCCGAUCCCUCCGUUCGAAGCGGUGCCCUUUGUUACUAGUAGCUUCUUGUUGCUAGUAGUAAGGCCAGGAGCUACUAGUAGCGUCCUUGCUCCUAUCAGGUUUGUCUCAAUUCCUUGUGACAUGGGAGUGGCAUUUCAACCAAAUGUUCCAAGAUAUCACAUACUUGAGUCCAGUGCGGCCUGAGACACUUGCUGAGCUCUUUGCAAGAUUUGUUUUUCUUGCCAAGCACAGCGUGGCCCAAUGGUGCCACCCUGAAUUUUUUUUUCUUGAGAUUUGCAUCACGUUUGUGGCCGACUUCUGCCAAUUCAGUUUGCACGUGGCAUCACGUGGCAAUGUCACACCCACAGAGACGCUAUCUCACGAUUUGUCUCUUUAGACAAUUGGAGCUCUGGCAAAUCUCAGAAUCUGUAAAUGGAUA
This is a messenger RNA of Durusdinium trenchii, 1278 nucleotides long. The record is from the annotation of a GenBank genome assembly. NCBI's taxonomy places the organism in Eukaryota, Dinophyceae, Suessiales, Symbiodiniaceae.